Saccharomyces paradoxus is the source of this 906-nucleotide messenger RNA. RefSeq names its product Cu-binding protein SCO1 (gene SCO1). The transcript has a single exon. The coding region runs from base 1 to 906 and encodes 301 amino acids. NCBI's taxonomy places the organism in Eukaryota, Fungi, Ascomycota, Saccharomycetes, Saccharomycetales, Saccharomycetaceae. Gene Ontology annotation, molecular function: copper chaperone activity; copper ion binding. Gene Ontology annotation, biological process: mitochondrial respiratory chain complex IV assembly; intracellular copper ion homeostasis. Gene Ontology annotation, cellular component: mitochondrial inner membrane. The record is from RefSeq and is a predicted model, not a curated record.
AUGCUGAAGUUAUCGAGAAGUGCCAAUCUGAGAUUGCUCCAUGACAGUUCCAGGUUUCAAUUGCGAACCGCAAGAAUGAGUGGCAAUGGCGCUAAAUUGCUCACUCAAAGGGGAUUCUUCACUGGAACGCGCCUGUGGCAACCAAAUGGCAAGAAACCAUUAAGCAGAGUACCUGUAGGAGGUACGCCCAUCAAGGAUAACGGGAAAGUGCGGGAAGGCUCGAUCGAGUUUUCCACGGGGAAGGCCAUUGCUCUAUUCCUAGCAGUCGGUGGAGCGCUUUCUUAUUUCUUCAACAAGGAGAAACACAGAUUGGAGACGCAGAAGGAGGCUGAAGCAAACAGAGGGUACGGGAAACCUUCGCUAGGAGGACCCUUUCAUCUGGAGGACAUGUAUGGCAAUGAGUUUACGGAGAAAGACCUUCUGGGUAAGUUUUCUAUAAUAUACUUUGGGUUUAGUAAUUGCCCCGACAUCUGUCCUGAUGAACUGGACAAGCUCGGUGUAUGGCUCAACACUCUUUCUUCAAAGUAUGGCAUUACUCUGCAGCCGUUGUUUAUAACCUGCGACCCAGCGAGAGACUCCCCUGCUGUAUUGAAAGAGUACUUGAGCGACUUUCAUCCCUCCAUCUUGGGAUUGACGGGGACGUUCGAUGAGGUAAAGAACGCAUGCAAGAAGUACAGAGUAUACUUUUCUACGCCUCCAAACGUCAAACCGGGCCAAGAUUAUUUGGUAGACCACUCCAUUUUCUUCUAUCUCAUGGACCCUGAGGGACAGUUCGUGGACGCCUUGGGUAGAAAUUAUGACGAGAAGACAGGCGUGGAUAAGAUCGUGGAACACGUCAAGAGCUAUGUGCCUGCAGAGCAGCGCGCUAAGCAGAAGGAGGCUUGGUACUCCUUCUUAUUUAAAUAG